This is a messenger RNA of Acanthoscelides obtectus, 580 nucleotides long. The record is from the annotation of a GenBank genome assembly. Lineage: Eukaryota; Metazoa; Arthropoda; Insecta; Coleoptera; Chrysomelidae.
CAACCUUGCCAACUAACCUCACAUUCUGAGCCUCUAUUCUAUGCUAUGUAAACUCAAAUUUAUUGAUGUUUUAAACUUAUAUUUGUGUCUCGCGAUUGUUCAGAUAAGUUUUCAAAAUGUCUUACAAGUGCUGCGUUCCUAAUUGUGUCGGUAAUUACGGGAACGGUUCGAAGGUUUACGUAUUUUCAUAAAAGAUGGCUCAAUGCAAUCCCUCGUAGUGAUUUAGUGGUUACAAAAAACACCCGAGUAUGCAAUUUGCACUUUGCUGAGGACAGCAUCAUUUGGGAAUCCACCUUCCAUGACGAAAAGACAGGACAUAUCAAGCAGAAGAAGCCGAGAUGAGAAAUUGAGGGACAAGGAACAAGAACAACUACUUAAAGCACUGCAAACUAGCAUUGAUGAUUGUUCCUCAUAUCAAAAAUCUACUUGUUUUCAAAAUUAUUCAGACUUUCUCACAAUUUUUAGUUCAUGGCAAUGUCCAUAUGGGUUGCAAAAAAUUGAUCAGGAUAAAGUUACUUUGUUUAAGUAUAUAAACCAGCACCCAUCAUAACUCACUCUGUAAUAAAGAUCUCAAUGUAAA